GACAAAUCUGAAAAUGAGGUUUCUUUCUUAAUUUAACUAGGAAGUCGCGUGCGAGAGUUAAUUGCGUUGCUAACGUGUUCGCAUAACGUGCCGGAAAAAAAGAGUAUGUUUCUCGAUCGGAGGUUACGAGAAUCGCAAUGAUUUAAUGGUGAAAAUGACAUAAAUCUGUGCGAGUGCAUAUUUCUGUGUAAAAGUGGAAGAGAGAAAGCAAACAAGAGACAGAGGGAGAGAGAAGGAGAAAGAGAGAAAGGAAGAGAGAUGUGUCGGUGGAUAAAUUACUACAAUUUGCUUAAUAGCUAAUAGACUCAAAAUUACUGGUAUGCUUUUACGAUUCGCUCACGAUGUCCGCAUAUGCGACGAUACUGCCUCUUAUCUUCUUGGGAUUAUUAGGAACGGUAUUUGGGAAAGAUGUUAAAGGUUCAGCCUUUUGCGAAUUUUAUAAUGAAACAACAUGUAUAGAAUCCCAACAAGGAUGUUCGGGAACAGAAGAAUGUGUUGUACAUGAUCCUGAUAAGCGUAAUCAUUGUUAUGUGCUAUGGACAAUUGACAGUGCUACUAAAAAGACAACAAUUAAAUUGAAGGGUUGCUUUCUAGAUAGCAAUGAUUGUUAUGAUAAACCGCAUUGUAUAGAGGAGAAUCCGGAAAGAAAACAGGAAUUAUAUUUUUGUUGCUGCGAUGGUAAUAUGUGUAACCAAAAUUUUUCGUUGAAUCCACAUCCAACUUCAUCCUCUAAGCCUACACAACCAUCUAUUAUUCGUGAUUCUGAACCUGUGCCCAAUAUGGAACAACAAGCAAUAACAAUUGCUUUAUUAAUAUCAAUUCCUAUACUUCUCACUGUUAGUUCACUUUUUCUGUGGUGGUUCUGCCGUCGCCGGAAAUUGGGUUAUUUUAAUGAGGUGCCAACACUGGAACCUCUCCCGUUGCCACAACCUUCUCCUAAUCUAGGUUUACGCCCAAUACAGCUUCUUGAGAUUAAAGCUCGAGGUCGUUUUGGAGCAGUUUGGAAAGCCCAACUGAAAAAUGAUAUCGUAGCAGUUAAAGUUUUUCCUGUUCAAGACAAGCAAUCUUGGCAAACUGAACAAGAGAUUUUCAAACUUGCACAUAUGGAUCACGAAGACAUAUUACGUUUUAUAGGUGUUGAAAAACGUGGAGAUAAUUUACAAACUGAGUUUUGGUUGAUCACAGCGUAUCAUGAAAAAGGUUCGCUAUGCGAUCACUUGAAAGCAAACGUUGUAACAUGGCCUGAGAUGUGUAGAAUUGCAGAGUCUAUGGCAAGAGGUUUAAUGCAUCUACAUGAGGAGAUUCCAGCUAAUAAAGCAGAUGGUUAUAAACCAGCUGUAGCUCACAGAGAUUUCAAGUCAAAAAAUGUUUUGCUGAAAGCUGACAUGAGUGCCUGUAUAGCAGAUUUUGGCUUGGCACUUGUUUUUCAUCCAGGAAAACCUUGCGGCGAUACACAUGGACAAGUUGGAACACGAAGAUACAUGGCACCAGAAGUUUUAGAAGGGGCAAUAAAUUUUACUAGAGAUUCAUUUUUACGGAUUGAUAUGUAUGCUUGUGGACUAGUGCUAUGGGAAUUAGCUUCAAGAUGUACUGUACAAGACGGACCAAUAGGAGAAUAUCGACUACCAUUCGAAGACGAAGUCGGUCUACAUCCUACUCUAGAAGACAUGCAAGAAAGCGUUGUUCAUAAGAAAGAGAGACCGCUCAUCUUAGAAACUUGGCGCAAACAUCCGGGACUUUUAUCAAUUUGUGAUACUAUGGAGGAAUGUUGGGAUCACGAUGCCGAAGCACGCCUCUCCGCCUCGUGCGUUGUGGAACGAGUUGCUACCCUUAGUAGGACUCUUGUAUUAAAUUCAUCUACUUUGAUUCGAGUUGAUAACACCAACGAGAUUAUUACUACCAAGGAGUCUAGUAUGUAGUUAGCGUCUAUAUAUUGCACUAGUCUACAAAAUUCAAAAAGUUUUCAGGAACAGAGGGUAAAUAGCAUGGCUUUUACUAAUUUGGACAUGCUGAUAUCAUCAGUUUUUUCCCAUCACGUAUAAUCUUUUAGCUUACGUAUUAAAGUUUUUGGAUUUAAAUUUUUCAAUAUAUAAUAUUAUUUUACUAGUAUAUAAAUAUAUAUACAUUAUAUUAUACAUAAAUUAUACACUUUAUUUAGGGGAAAGUGUAAGACGGACGGUUAGGGGUAAGACGAACUCCCAAAGCGAAAAUGGUCAUAUUUUUUAUAUUAAUGGCAAAAAAUAGCUGAAAUUUAGAAUAAAAAACUUUAGAAUGUUUAUUAUAAGAUCAUAAUGUUAAAUUUUCAAAACUUGCAAAAGUUUGAAUUAUUAUUAAGAUUUUUAUAAAACUUUUUUAGCUGUAUUAAAAUUAUUUUUUAAAUGUAAUUUAAUGGUUAGAUAUUACUUCCAAAUAAUCAGAAACAAGAAACUUUUAGAAAAAUUUAAAAAUAUUAAAUUUUGCAUCUUAGCCACUCAAAAUGCAAACUAAGAAAUUAAAUCACCAGAUCUAUUUACAAGAAUUUGACAUUUCUUUAUAAAUAACUAUAUAUUAUAAAUAUAUUCAUAAUAUAUAUUCAUAUAUGUAUAAUAUAUGAAAUAUAUUUGCUUAUUAAAGUACCUAAAUACUGGCCUAAUUGCCUCUCAAUUUUGAAAAAAAAAGAAGGAUAUCGAUAAUCUAUUCAAAGAUGGAUAACUAAGACUGCUGGUUUCAGGUCCUGCAGCUCAUUCAAUUUAAUAGAAUUUAUCAUGCAGCCCAUCUGUUCCGAAAACCCUGUUGACUAGUGUUGUUAUAGCUUUAGUUGAAUGGCACAACCAUUUUUUGUAUCAUAAUUUUGUUAUACAUAUCAAUGAGGAAUGUUGAAACAAUAGUAAAAAAAAGACAAGCAUAUAUCUCUUCAAUCUUACGUUUCACUAUUGAAUAAUUAUUAAUUUCUCCUCUAACGCCAUACAAAUGCUCAUUAUAUAGUUAUGAUGUCACAUGACGUUGUCUUGAAGCUGUUAGUCCCUCGUUGCAACUAUAUUGGAUUAUUUUAUAUUACAUUUAUCGAACGUGAAUGUUGAUAAAAUUAUUUAUUUCAAUAUUGUAUAUUGGGGAAGGAAAAAAUUCGUACCAUUUUGUGGCUUCUGACAUCAUAAUCCCUCACACAGCGAGGGAGCCGAGAGCUCUAAUUUGAUAAAUUUUCGUGUGAGCCAUCUCUACUGCAUUUUAUCUUUUCCAGUGCCUUUUUUGUGCAUUGGAAACAGGUUCAUUAAUGUUAAAAUGUAUUGAAAGAAGUUUACGUUUUCAUUUUAACGAACAAUAUUGAAAGAUAACGGUGUGAAUAAAAUAUUACAAAUAAUUGCAAGGUAAACAAGAGUUAAAUAUAGUAAGAACGUAGUUAUAUAUAUCUGCCAAAUUAUAUCACGCGAUAUUAUAUUUUAUUGUAUAUAUAAAUUUCUCUUUUCUAAAAGCGCGUAAAUAAAAGGUACGGUAUUUCAAUCUUUGUCAAUCCUUGCAACAACUUGCAGAUAACAUUGCAAGGACGUAUAAAACAAUACUGCUUCCAUUUAGCCAUGAAUUUGUGGAUUAUAUACUUAGAACAUUUGACAGAAAUCUCUGGUAUUGGAUCGUACGCAGUGAGAUCCAGAGUAAUUAUAUAUAAAAACCCAGCGGCGAAUCUGCGACUUGUUAGCUACCCACACAGUAAAAAAGAUCUGCAGGAUCUCGUGAACAUAUCUUGCUAGGAAAUCAUAAUAUUUUUAAGAAUGUAUGAGAGAAAGAAAGAAAAAAAGAGAGAGAGAGAGCACGGAGGAUAUAUCUGAAGUAUAUUUUUAAAAUAUACUAAUAUACCACUGCGCGCGCGGACCACAUAUAUAUUUCAAGAGACACGGUCGUGUCCCGUGCCAAGUCACGCGCAGUAAACGACGACGGACCCUAUAUCUAGACAUGAUCCGUCAUAUUCUACUGGUGUACAUAUAUUUUUACUAUAGUGCUCCCCUAAAAUAUUCUGUGAUGUCAUACGAAUUUUCUGGAUAAUUUCCAUAGACUUUUGACUGAAGCAUUCUUUAAAAAUAUCCUAUAUCACACAGCACUUUGGAGAACUUGUUACUAUAAACAUUGUUUCAUUGUAUUUUAAAGAAAAACAGUGUGAUAUACAUUUGGGACAUUGGGGAUGAUUUUAAUAUAUCUCGCAGAUUUCCAUUGCUGUAUGGGUAGGUGGCUCUACAAUGUAGAUUUCUAUAUACAAAAAAUCGAAACUUUUAACACACAUUGAAAUUAUUUGAUUGAAAAUUGAUUAGUUAAAGUUUUAUGAAUACUUUAUCGUCUACUCUUGUAUAUAAAUUUUUAAUACAUGAAAAAAAACACGAGUGAAUAUUUAAAAUAUUUCCACUAAUCUUUUUGAAGCUUAAGAUGUUCGAUAUGUUGAAAAUAGAUCCAUUAAUAAGAACUGCCAUUCUCGAUUAUCAAACGAGAAAUGUAUCUUAGGAAGUACGAUUUUUUUUUUGAAGUUAGAAAAUCUGCAAAGCGACUGUAUACGUGUUAAUCAGUAAUGUGCAGAAAAAUUCUAGAUGGGAAAAACAAGGAAAAAUGCUUUAACGCUUUACAAUCAUUUGACACAAAAAAAAAACUUCCAUUUCCGGCCACUAUAGAUCUAACAACAUCAUUAUGAUAUGACAUCGUUUCCUUCUUUGAGCUUUAUAAUAUAACACGGUUCAUUGAUAUUAGAAAUACAAUUUGUAAAGGAAUUUCCUGCAGAAAUAAUAUGAGAUAUUACAAAAUCUUACUGCAGAAUAAUUUCACUCUUUCUACUUGAGUCGUUAUUUUAAAAAACUACCUUAUAUAUCGAGACUUUCUCUUGCUAGAGAAAUUAUUUGUUGUUACAUUAUUGUAAUAAGCUGAUUAAAAAAUAUCUUUUCUCACUAUUCGACAAUGACGCAGCUAGAUAUUAAAACAUGAGUAUUUUAAGUAAAAGUUAAUGACGAAUUCGGUUAAAAAUACACUAAUAUUUCAGAAAUGAUUUUGCAUCGUUCUGUUUGAAAGAAAAAAGAAGAAGCAUUACAUUAGCUUUCUUUGAACAAAUAGUCUUAUUUUAUAAAUAAUUUGUAUCUCUAAAUAUUCGAAAAAUAGUUACGUACAGACACUUCUCUUAAAGCGCGCACAAUGUAUAUACACAUAUGUAUACGUAAUAUGUGCCACUCACAUUCCUCAUUGAUCACUUAUUGGAACCGUGCAGUAAAUAUAUAUCUCGAUCACAAAGUAUGCCAAAUAAAAUCCAGCGAAGCAUUUUUCCUGUAAAGCCACGUCACGUAUCAUUAUAAAAUGGAUAAUAUAAUCUUAUUAUCAGGACUUUCGGACAUCACCAUUGCUUGUGCCUGAAGGAAUGAUUGUAAGACGAUAAACACAAUAGAGAGCUCUAGACAAUGUUUACUUUUCGGAAUUUGAUCGGAAAUAGUGUGCAUAGUGGUGUUUAAUCGUGUAUAAUGUAUGACCGAUUUCAUCGGUUACCCUUCAGACACAUAAGCGAUGAGAAUGUCCGUGUUCUGUUUAUUACAAAGUACCUGGUAGAUACAAUCGAAUUAACAGAUUGAAACUUAUUACGAUUUUUUGCACGAGAUAAAAACAUCGUAAUUAAUUUGAAUUUUAUAAAGUGCUACGUUAAGUGUAACAUUUAUUUUACGGAGUAGAAUACUAAUCAUGAAUUUUACGUGGCUCUAAUAUGUUUAUCUUACUUAUUAUUACUAAUGUAUAUUUGAUUUUACAAAGCGAGCAGCUUAAUGUUAUAUUUAAUAUAAAUAUAGACUUUUGAACAUUUUUUUUACCAGUAGGAGUAAUUAAUGCAUAUGUAAUGCGAUAUAACACUAAGGGAUAAUGUAGAAUGUAAAUUAUUCAUAUUUACCAGCAGCGUACACGCUGCAAUUUAUCGAAAGGAGCAAUGAUAUAAGUGUUUUUAUUCCAGAACCCAAAGCAACAGUUUCAAUAUAAAUCUAAUAAACACUAAA
Linepithema humile (Argentine ant) is the source of this 5978-nucleotide messenger RNA. RefSeq names its product activin A receptor type 2 punt (gene put). Gene Ontology annotation, cellular component: plasma membrane; activin receptor complex. Gene Ontology annotation, molecular function: activin binding; metal ion binding; activin receptor activity. Gene Ontology annotation, biological process: protein phosphorylation; cellular response to growth factor stimulus; activin receptor signaling pathway. The record is from RefSeq and is a predicted model, not a curated record. NCBI's taxonomy places the organism in Eukaryota, Metazoa, Arthropoda, Insecta, Hymenoptera, Formicidae.